GACUGGCGGCGCCUCGGUCCACAGCCUGGAUGCAAGGGACUGGAGGCUGAGGAGCGGCGGUCGGGUCGGGGUGAGCCGGGCCGGGCCACUGAUGCCGCCGCCGCCGCCGCCCGUGUGUCGAGGCGAGGGGACAGACACAUACACACAGCCAUGGGCAGGGUCCGCCGCAGGAGCUGCGUCGCCCUCUCGCUCUUCGCCCUCUUCAUCCUCGGCACCCUGGUGGGUUUGAGGACCCUGAAGGGCAGCGAGGCGGACGGGUUGCCGGGUCCACUGAUGCCGGGGCCGGGGCCGGCGGCCGGCAGGGACACGCCGCUGCGAGCGGUACUGAUGGAGCCGCCAGCCCUGAGCCGGGGCAGCGCCGCCACCAACCGCGACCUGCACAUCUUCUACUACUCCUGGUACGGCAACCCGCCGCACGACGGCAGCUUCCUGCACUGGGACCACCCGCUCGUCCCCCACUGGGACCCCAAAGUGGCCGCGGGAUACCCGAGGGGCAGGCACAGCCCUCCCGACGACAUCGGCUCCAGCUUCUACCCGCAGCUCGGAGCCUACAGCUCCAGGGACCCGCAGCUCAUAGAGGGACACAUGAAGCAGCUUCAAGCUGCUGCCGUAGGGGUGUUAGUGUUGUCCUGGUACCCUUCUGGACUAGAAGAUGACUACAGUGAUCCAGUGGAUGAUCUAGUACCUGCCAUUCUGGAUGCUGCAGAAAGAUACAGUUUAAAGGUGGCAUUUCAUAUCUUGCCAUAUACAGGACGCAACGAGCGCUCGCUGUAUGAGAACGUCAAAUACAUCGUGGACAAAUAUGGAGACCAUUCAGCCUUUUACAACUACAGGACCAGCACUGGGAGAUUACUACCUAUGUUUUACAUCUAUGACUCCUAUCUGACACUCCCAGCAGCCUGGGCCAAUCUCCUCACCCCCUCUGGUUCUUCCAGUAUUCGCAAUACGCAGUAUGACGGCAUAUUCAUUGGGCUAUUGGUGGAGGAAAAGCACAAACAGGACAUCCUGGAAUCGGGAUUCGAUGGAUUAUACACUUAUUUUGCGUCCAAUGGCUUCUCAUUUGGAUCAUCCCAUCAAAAUUGGAAGACUAUCAAGACUUUCUGUGACAGCAACAACCUGAUGUUCAUUCCAAGUGUGGGGCCUGGGUACAUAGACACCAGGAUACGCCCAUGGAAUAAUCACAACACAAGGAACAGGGUCAGUGGGAAGUACUACGAAACAGCCCUUCAUGCUGCCCUCACAGUGCGGCCAGAGAUCAUAUCCAUCACGUCUUUCAAUGAAUGGCACGAGGGCACCCAGAUAGAGAAGGCCAUGCCCAAGAAGAUCGCACAGUAUACCUACUUGGACUACCAGCCACAUGAGCCAAAUCUGUAUUUGGAGUUAACCCAAAAGUGGGCCGAACACUUUAGCAAAGAGAAAGAACAAUGGCUGAUGUAAAAUAUUUACAACUGA
Molecule: messenger RNA, 1452 nt
Organism: Leucoraja erinaceus (little skate)
Lineage: Eukaryota; Metazoa; Chordata; Chondrichthyes; Rajiformes; Rajidae
Product: glycoprotein endo-alpha-1,2-mannosidase-like protein
Exons: 4
Coding region: 151-1437 (428 amino acids)
Cellular component (GO): Golgi apparatus
Molecular function (GO): alpha-mannosidase activity
Source: RefSeq, a predicted model, not a curated record